UUUCUUCUCGCUUUCCAGCUGCACUCCAUCGCUCUCGAGGUUUACGGCGGUCGUGCUUUGCAAUACAGCGGCGCUCACGAAAGUUCAUUAAACGAGCUUAAUUAUCAUCCAGGCGGCUUUUGGUUUAUAUAUCCUGGGCCACAGGACGAGCUCUAGAUAUCUGCAGAAGAGCCUGAGGAGGAGUGAAGGUUUCGGGACGCGGGCACACUUUCACGCUCGUUUCUUCGCAAUGGGAGAGCGCUCGUCUCCUCUGCUGCUAGCGGUCCUGGUAAUCCUUGGGAUCUCCUCAUGUGGACUAACUGUUUUUGCUGCGAGACCCCUGGAAGAGCAGAAGACGCUCGACUGGCUCCACUUCCCACCGCUUCCUCCAUUCCCAUACUUUUCGCAUCCAAGUCCAGGGUAUAAGCCGCCAUCUUAUUCUUACCCGGCUCCAGAGUACAAGUCCCCUCCAUCUUAUUCUUAUCCCACUCCAGAGUACAAGUCUCCUCCAUCUUACUCGUACCCGGCUCCAGAGUAUAAGUCUCCUCCAUCUUACUCGUACCCGGCUCCAGAGUACAAGGCUCCUCCCACGGUUCCUUCGUCUCCAGCUCCGGUUUACAAGCCUCCCACGGUUCCUUCCACUCCAGCUCCGGUUUACAAGCCUCCCACGCCUUCUCCCGUCUACAAGCCUCCCACUCCGGUUUACAAGCCUCCGACUCCUUCUCCGGUGUACAAGUCUCCUCCGCCUCCGUCGUCGGGCUACUAGCGCGAGCGAAGUGAAAGCAAUGUAGCAAGCUCUUUCAAGGUUCUCAUUAGGACGUUUGGUUAAUCUUCUUCAUGGCUCAAGUGCUUCUUUGUUUGAUCGACAUAGGAAUGCUGCUCUGUGGGAAGAGCGGAGAGAAAAUAAUAUUUGUUCCAAGCCAGGCGGAAAUGCGCAACAAGCGUUGCUCUGGUUUCUUUUCCUUUUUCUUUGGUUUUCUCCUUUCUUGUCCUGAUCUUGUACAUUGGGAGAGCUAUUAAACUUUUUAUUAGAAACAAAUAUUGAAGAACA
Messenger RNA from Selaginella moellendorffii, 1030 nucleotides. RefSeq names its product extensin-1-like. The transcript has a single exon. NCBI's taxonomy places the organism in Eukaryota, Viridiplantae, Streptophyta, Lycopodiopsida, Selaginellales, Selaginellaceae. Bases 230 to 745 code for a protein of 171 amino acids. The record is from RefSeq and is a predicted model, not a curated record.